AUGAAAGCUCACGCUUUCUUUAUCGGUGCCUCUGCGGCCCUCGCUAUUGCUGGAACAGCUCCCGCAAAGGAUAAUGAGAAUGACGCCCAGAAACGAACGCCCGAAUCCGGCAACAAGUACUGCGGCGGCAAAGAUGAACAUUGUUCCGCCAAUAACCAGUGCUGCAGCAAACAAUGCACUUGGCGCCCUGGCGACCCUCACAGGCGUUGUGAGGGAAAUUGA
Clonostachys solani is the source of this 222-nucleotide messenger RNA. Lineage: Eukaryota; Fungi; Ascomycota; Sordariomycetes; Hypocreales; Bionectriaceae. The record is from the annotation of a GenBank genome assembly.